UGAUAAACUUAUUAAAUAGACAGCUCGUUGCAUGAGACUGCUGCGUAUGGUCAUGGGGAGAUCGAUGCCAAUGCCGACCGCUGAGACAGCGAUGAAAGGAUCUGACGUGGUUCUGAAAGUGGCUUCCAAACACGCUGUGAAUGGGAACCCAACUAGGGAACCAUUCGAUCCCACGUUUCACUUGAUGGUAUUUGGUCUGGGUUGUUUCUGGGGCGCCGAGCGCGUCUUCUGGAAGAAGUCUGGAGUGUUUUCCACUCAAGUGGGGUAUGCUGGAGGGUUCACUAAGAAUCCCACCUAUGAGCAGGUGUGUACUGGCAAUACUGGACACAAUGAAGUGGUGCGUGUGGUCUAUGACCCCAACGAGGUGGCGCUGAGUGACUUGCUGAAGAUAUUCUGGGAGGCACAUGACCCUACUCAAGGAAUGAGACAGGGCAAUGACGUGGGAACUCAGUACAGAAGUGGUCUCUACUAUACGAGAGAAGACCAGAAGCCGCUGUUGGAGAAGUCCAAGGAGGUCUACCAGAACCUGCUCUCGAAGCCCAUCACCACUGAGAUCCUGCCUGCGGGUCCCUUCUACUACGCCGAGGACUACCACCAACAAUACCUGCAUAAAAACCCAGGAGGUUACUGCUCGAUGAGAGGCACUGGGGUCGCAUGUCCCAAAGUUGAGCUCUGAUUGGUCACCUGAUGGCCACAAAUGAGCGCUGGAUUACAAUAGAAUAUCACUUUGAAAACAUUUUUUGAUAUUUCGGGAAUCUAAUACUGCACUUUGAAAGUGCUACUCAUUUUCCGUUACACGCUACUCCAAACUGGUCUCAAAACAGAUUAACCCAUUUUUUAUUAAACGACUCAAUGUCAUUAUCCGAGAGAGCUCUUCUAUGGCGUUUGUACGGACAUACUAUUGUAAUCGAUCGCCCAUAAAUGAUAACAAGGACUCGUAAUAACCAGUUAAACACCACGUUCACACGUGGUAUAUAUAAAUUUUAUUUUAAAUGUCAUCUUUAAGUUGGAUGUACGUAGAGAGUAUUUGAAUGUAGUUAGAACCACAAACUGAUUGUGAAACGAAACAUGUUACCUGGUAAUAAAUGUUUUGUUUUGAA
This is a messenger RNA of Symsagittifera roscoffensis, 1100 nucleotides long. RefSeq names its product peptide methionine sulfoxide reductase MsrA 2-like. NCBI's taxonomy places the organism in Eukaryota, Metazoa, Xenacoelomorpha, Acoela, Convolutidae. The record is from RefSeq and is a predicted model, not a curated record. The coding region runs from base 32 to 676 and encodes 214 amino acids. Gene Ontology annotation, cellular component: cytoplasm. Gene Ontology annotation, biological process: cellular response to oxidative stress. Gene Ontology annotation, molecular function: peptide-methionine (S)-S-oxide reductase activity. The transcript has 4 exons.